UAUCCUACCAUGUAAACAACACUAAAAUCUAUGUGGCGGAAGCUUACAUAUGGCGGUUUAUUAUUCGUGGCCUGCUUUCUAGUAUUCUCUCUGCAACCAGUAUGAUAUAAUACCGUCGGUUGGUAAAGUGCCGAUAUUUUUCUUUCUCUGUGACAUUCGAAGUUUUCAAGGUAUGCUACAGAAAGCACAUGCUGCAGAUAUUUUUCUGUGAGUAUAAAACUACAAGUAGGUAAGAGAAAGAAAACGUGUCCAUAAGCUGUUGCAUAGUAUCUGCAGUGAUGGCGACUUUCAUUCUACUGUGUCGACGCAUGCCGUUUUUGUUAAAUAUUUUAGAAAUAGUGCAUUAUAGGAUUAUCCCUUGGCAAUUAUUUUAAAUUGCCAUUAACUUAACUCCAUGUGUGAGAGCGACUUAUUUUCAAGUGUCUUCCAGGUGAAACAAAACCUGCUCCAAUCAACACGGAUGCAAAAGAGUGAUGUCUGUUUUACUGCUGUGUAUUGUUGUGGCAGUGCCCUUUCUGGCAUUACUUGUGCUUUUGCCAAUUAUUAAAAACAAGAUGACAGGCAGCGGCAUGCUAGGCAGCAAAGACAUUCCAGGACUGAAAUCUCAGAAUACCAAAAAUGGAAAUCUAGAUUUGGUUAAAAAACGCGGCAGUCUACAUGAAUUCCUUAUAUGGCUACACCAGCAGUAUGGACCCAUAGCAAAGUUCUGGCUUGGAGAACAAAUGGCAGUCAGCAUUGCCUCUCCUCAACUGUUUAAAGAGACCUCGCGUAUGUUCGAUAGACCAGAAGUUUUGAUGCAUAUCUUCAAGCCCUUGUUCACUGAACAUGCUAUCCCGUUUGCCAACAAAGAAGACGGAAAAUGGAGGAGGAACACUUACGAUCCUAGCUACAGUCAUGGAAGUGUGAUGAGAUGUAUAGCAAAAUUCCAAACGCUUGCCGAGGAAUUGGUGGAGAAAUGGUCUCAAACACCACGUGGUGAACAUAUCCCUUGCCGCCAGGAGGCGUUUUUGUUCACGUUGAAGGCCAUAACACAGGCUUCACUUGGAGACUACUUUUUGGAUGAGGAGCAGAUCAUACAAUUUUUGAAGGCAUAUGAUGUAUGUUGGUAUGAUAUGGAAGAGAGACUUACAGGAGAUAUACCACAACCUGGAAGUGAGCGUGAAAAGAAAUUUAACAACGCGAAUAAAUACAUGAAAGAAAGAUUAGCAGCUGCGAUCGACUUAAGACGAAAGACCCCGACCACCGAGAAACGAGAGAUGUUAAUUGACGUCCUGAUUGAGAACAACAUCCCGGAUGACAUGUUGCAGGGAGAGCUGAUUAGCUUCAUCAUUGGUGGAUUCCAUUCAUCAGGAAAUUUGUUAGUGUGGGCCCUCCACUUCAUCUCAGUAUAUACUGUCGUUCAGGAGAAAAUGUUCCAAGAAGUAAAAGCCGUACUGGGCGACACAGGCAAGGUUACACCGGAUAACAUUGCACAGUUGGUGUUCAUCCGUCAGGUAAUGGACGAGACGCUGCGCGUGGCGGUGGUUGCACCUUACGCAGGCCGCUAUGACGAUGAAAAAGACGUCAAACUUGGAGAUUACGUCAUACCAGCUGGGACUCCCAUUCUCUAUGCGUUGGGUGUAGUGCUGAAUGAUCCAACAUGCUGGCCAAAUCCCAAGAAGUUUGACCCAGAUCGCUUCAGUCCGGAGAAGGUGUCAGAGCGCCACCCCUACUCCUUUCAACCCUUUGGUUUUGCCGGCAAGAGGAAGUGUCCUGGGUACCGUUUCGCUUACGCAGAAGUAGCUACGGCACUGGCGAACAUUCUGCUGAGGUUUCAGGUGCAUGAGGUCAAAGGUCAGAAGGUCAAGGCCAAAUAUGGACUAGUUACUACCCCUGAAGACGAAGUCUGGAUAACACUGACUGAGAGAUCCUCCAAUAAUUGA
Messenger RNA from Lingula anatina, 1922 nucleotides. Its product is annotated as cytochrome P450 20A1. Lineage: Eukaryota; Metazoa; Brachiopoda; Lingulata; Lingulida; Lingulidae. Gene Ontology annotation, cellular component: membrane. The record is from RefSeq and is a predicted model, not a curated record. Gene Ontology annotation, molecular function: heme binding; iron ion binding; monooxygenase activity.